CAGCCGCAGCAGAAAGCACCUAACCCAACUGACAUUGGCACAACUGCAAACGGUGUCAUCUGCACAACUUUAUCUCGCUCCUCGGGCUCCCCCAAGGCAUCGGACCCAUCGCCUCGUCUUUUACCUUUUGCAAAGUUGCAUCGCUCUACCUAUUUUCGGCCCCACCACCUCCCUCUGCCUCUCCGGUGCCCUGCAGCCCCGCAUCCUCCUCCUGGAGCUGCGCCCUAGUGCCCCUGCUGGGCAGUGGCGUUCCCCCCCCAUCCUCCCGCGCCCAGCCCCUGCCGCUCGGGGCAGACGAUGCUGAAGAUGCUCUCCUUCAAGCUGCUGCUGCUGGCCGUGGCUCUGGGCUUCUUUGAAGGAGAUGCUAAGUUUGGGGAAAGAGGCGAAGGGAGCGGAGCGAGGAGGAGAAGGUGCCUGAAUGGGAACCCCCCGAAGCGCCUGAAAAGGAGAGACAGGCGGAUGAUGUCCCAGCUGGAGCUGCUGAGCGGGGGAGAGAUGCUGUGCGGUGGCUUCUACCCUCGGCUGUCUUGCUGCCUGCUGAGUGACAGCCCCGGGCUGGGACGCCUGGAGAACAAGAUAUUUUCCGUUACCAACAACACAGAAUGUGGGAAGUUACUGGAGGAAAUCAAAUGUGCACUUUGCUCUCCACAUUCUCAAAGCCUGUUCCACUCGCCUGAGAGAGAAGUCUUGGAAAGAGAUCUAGUCCUUCCCCUACUCUGCAAAGACUACUGCAAAGAAUUCUUUUAUACUUGCCGAAGCCAUAUUCCAGGUUUCCUUCAAACAACUGCUGAUGAGUUUUGCUUUUACUAUGCAAGAAAGGAUGGUGGGUUGUGCUUUCCAGAUUUUCCAAGAAAACAAGUGAGAGGACCAGCAUCCAAUUACUUGGACCAGAUGGAAGAAUAUGAGAAAGUGGAAGACAUCAGCAGAAAGCACAAACACAACUGCUUCUGUAUUCAGGAGGUUGUGAGCGGGCUGCGGCAGCCUGUCGGUGCCCUGCACAGUGGGGAUGGCUCACACCGGCUCUUCAUUCUGGAAAAAGAAGGCUACGUGAAGAUACUUACCCCGGAAGGCGAAAUUUUCAAGGAGCCUUAUUUGGACAUUCACAAACUUGUUCAAAGUGGAAUAAAGGGGGGAGAUGAAAGAGGACUGCUAAGCCUUGCAUUCCAUCCCAAUUACAAGAAAAAUGGAAAGCUGUAUGUGUCUUAUACCACCAACCAAGAACGGUGGGCUAUCGGGCCUCAUGACCACAUUCUUAGGGUCGUGGAAUACACAGUAUCCAGGAAAAACCCCCAUCAAGUUGACUUGAGAACAGCCAGAGUAUUUCUUGAAGUUGCAGAACUCCACAGAAAGCACCUGGGAGGGCAACUGCUCUUUGGCCCCGACGGCUUUCUGUACAUCAUUCUUGGGGAUGGGAUGAUCACACUGGAUGAUAUGGAAGAAAUGGAUGGUUUGAGCGAUUUCACGGGCUCGGUACUGCGGCUGGAUGUGGACACGGACAUGUGCAACGUGCCUUACUCCAUCCCAAGGAGCAACCCACACUUCAACAGUACCAACCAGCCCCCCGAAGUGUUUGUUCACGGGCUCCAUGAUCCAGGCAGAUGUGCUGUGGAUCGACAUCCCACUGAUACGAACAUCAAUUUAACAAUCCUUUGUUCAGAUUCCAAUGGAAAAAACAGAUCAUCAGCCAGAAUCCUACAGAUAAUAAAGGGGAAAGAUUAUGAAAGUGAGCCAUCACUUUUAGAAUUCAAACCAUUCAGUAACGGUCCUUUGGUUGGUGGAUUUGUCUACCGAGGCUGCCAGUCUGAAAGACUAUAUGGAAGCUAUGUGUUUGGAGAUCGCAAUGGGAACUUUUUAACUCUCCAGCAAAGUCCUGUGACCAAGCAAUGGCAAGAAAAACCACUGUGUCUCGGCACUAGCGGUUCCUGUAGAGGCUACUUUUCUGGCCACAUUUUGGGAUUUGGAGAAGAUGAAUUAGGUGAAGUUUACAUUUUAUCAAGCAGCAAAAGUAUGACCCAGAGUCACAAUGGAAAACUCUACAAAAUUAUAGAUCCCAAAAGACCUUUAGUGCCUGAGGAAUGCAGAGCCACCGUGCAGCCUGCCCAGACGCUGACCUCGGAGUGCGCCCGCCUCUGUCGGAAUGGCUACUGUACCCCCACUGGAAAGUGCUGCUGCAGCCCAGGCUGGGAGGGGGACUUCUGCAGAAUCGCAAAAUGUGAGCCAGCGUGUCGUCAUGGAGGUGUCUGUGUCAGACCGAACAAGUGCCUCUGUAAGAAAGGAUAUCUUGGUCCUCAGUGUGAACAAGUGGACAGAAACAUCCGCAGAGUGACCAGGGCAGACAUCACCUAGAUGAAACACCUUUACCCUGUCCUGUAAAAUACUAAAGUUACAUUUUUCACCAUCUUAAUUGGAAAGAAGGGGAGUGAGAAAGCAAACAGUCUUUAAUGUGCUGUGGAGCUAAUCUAGCAAUGUAUCCCUGUGCCAACAUGUAAUCCUUAACGACGGAGGAAAAAGCAAGAAAACAGCCAAUCUUUAUAAAAUUCCAGCAUUAAACAUUGGUAAAGUGCUUUCACCAUAGCAAGACUGUCAGAGUAUAUGUGAUUAGAAUGGUGCAGAUUUCCACUGAAUCGAACCUCUCUGGAGAAGAGCUCACUCGUUUUUAACACAUCUUGGCUAUGUAAGCUGUCACUUGUACAAAUUUUUACUACAAUGAUUCUUGCCAACUAUGCCUUCUAAUGUAUAUGUUCCUUCCAGACUCAAUGAAAAUCCUCUUUGGUUCAUGUCUCAAUAAAUGUUUUGUACAUGUUCUGUUCAGGUUUUGAAAGAAAUGCCACGUUCUAACUUAAAACUGCAAAUAGUUUAGUAGACAUGUUUCUGAAAGGUUUUCGAGGCCAGCUCUUCCUGUUUGGAGUUUAAUGAAACUAUAAGGCCUCUUUGCACUACUGAAAAAAACACAUCUCCUCAUGACAGGUACAAUACCGUUAUCAUUGUCCUUCUGUAAACAUCUGAUCCUCUAAAAUCUAAAUCAUAGAGCAGUGUAAAUCAUGCAGCACCAGCUGACUUUCCAAACCUGCUCCUUACCUUUAAGAAUAGAAGCCUCAAUUAAAAAAAAAAAAAAAAAAAUCUUGCAGCUCGUACUUCUCUAUUGUUUUAAAGGGAGAGAUUUGCAAUUAAAGCCCAGUGAGCAUUUAUAUAGAAACCACAAUGUAGAAAGAUUGGUUAAGUACACUGCUCUUGUCUUCCAUAUAUGAUUACUUAAGUUUCAAGUGACCUCAUGCCAAAUGGAAAUGGGUUGAGAAACCUUGGUUCAGUGCUUAGUGAACAAUAGCCUGCAUUAAAAAGUGCAUGCAUAAUUUUGCACAAUUUAGAUUCAAUUGACAGUCUAUUCAAAGAAGUCUCAGGAUUAAAUGAGCAUGGAGACCAAAUUGCCCUCUUACCCCAGAAAAGGGGUGGUCCCUUCUAGUCACACUAACACUUCAUUGGCCCAACAGUGUGACAAAUCUUGCAAUGAACCAUGAGUCCCCUGCAUCUGUAGGUUAAUAGCAAGCUUUUGUCUCCAUUGCUUUCUCUGCAUAGCCCUUUUACUGAAUUCCAUCACAGAAAGUUUUACAAUUAAAAAAAAAAAAUGUCCUGACAACCAUUUUUGUUAAUGGACCUUACCAUCUAAUAGUCCCUUAUUCAACGUGGGCGACAUUAACAAAUGUGAACUUCUUGUGAGGGAGCCAGCUGUCUAAAUCUGUCAAAUCGUGCAGUUUUUAUUACACAUUCUCCCAUUCCUAGUUUCACUGAAAACAAUAAGGAUGCUGCUACAUAUUUAGCAAGACCUGAAAUAUCAGAAAUUUCUGCUUCUAUGUUUAAUCUUUCCAACUCUUCCCCAAAAGAAAAAGAAAAAAAAAAAAGGCAUUCUAUUGCCUUUAGUUCUACUGUUUAAAAAUAUCUAAAUUGACCAGACCCAGAUUUUUUAAUCCAGCUUUUUUCCCAAGUGAAAGAAUCUCAAGUGACUUAGAAAAACAUAUGUGCCCCAGGUGUCAUUGCCUUUUCUAUUGUGAGUCGUUAGAAUAAAAGACCACGUUCUUCUCAAAAGAAGAUAGCAAGAGCCAUGGAUGUUAAACCCAAGCAAAGAAAAUAAAGUCAUUGGAGUCAUUUCUUUCUGUUCUUAGGAGAAAAGUAGAUAGCGCUGGUUAAUUGAUGGCUACAUAUUUUAAACUAAGUGGUUGACUGAAAAACUCUCUUUGACCUUUUCUUUCAAGUAGAUGUUUUAAAUGCGUGACUGUAGAAUUAUCUUCCAUGAUUCAUGAUGGGAGGCAGGUAGGAGUGGGUUAAGAAGUAUGAGCUAGGGGGAAAGUUACUGCUUCAUUACAUGAAAGCCAACAUCUACUCAGUUCAUAAAGCACACACACAGUCUAAAAUGGAAGAAAAAUGUCCUUGGUAAGAACACUGAUGGGGAAGAUAAAGAUGAAAUAAAAAGCUAGAAAAAUGUCUAUUAAUAUUCCCUUGCUCAUUCUCGAGCUGAAGCUUUGGGUGUGAGUUGGAUGUGAAGUGAAAUAGUUAAAAAUAACCUUUCUACCACUGUUUCUGCCACAUUCUUGUCAUGGUUCAAAGAAUCUUGUUUUCUUGAUAGUUGUUUAAGAUAAUAAGGAAAUAGAAUUGGCAGAUUAUUAAAGUGAAAAAGAGGAAAGAUUUCAGAAACUUGAGUGACGGCAAAAAAGUACUUCCAUCCAUGCUGCUUCUUCUUGGAAUUUUAUUUCAAUUAACUAUUGUAAAAUACACCUUUUAUUUUAUCACAAAGAAUACUGAGAAGUUUUCUCAGAUUAAUGAGCUAUCUCAUAAAGAGCCAAAAACCUACCCACACAACAGAUACAAACAGCUUAAAUAGAGAAUUGUUCACUUUGUCAUUUACUUGCCUCAAAACAGUUAUUUCUUCCCUAUUUAUUUAUUUGGAAUUAAUUACAUGACAAUGUACUAACAAUUUUUAAUCCACCUGCUUUUGACCUUGUUUUUAAUCUCUGAAUCAUAAAACAAGCCUACUAGGUGUAAAAUACAAGGUUAGAUGCUGUAUGUAGGGUAUUUCAAGGUACACAUUAAAGUUUUAUUAGUCUAACAUUCUGUUAAAUCUCUUAACUUUGAAUAUGAAAGAGAAACCCAAUCCAGAUUUUUAAGAGGAAAUAAGGUUUAACAUGGGCAGUUGGAGUUACCUGAUUAACAAAUUAGUCUGAGCAUCUCUGUAAAAUACCACCUAUGAUAUCUAUGACUUCUCCCCCCCUCCUUUUCUUUCUUUUUUAACCUCUCCCUUCUUCCUUCUCCUCUGUUUUCUAUGGGCUUUGACUAAAUAGACACGUCCUCAGUAUCACCAUCAUGAAAGUCCUGAGGUAGGUUGAUUUUUGCUAAUUAGGAUCUUUGCUUUGCUUUUCUGAAAAAUACGUUCUCUUGGUCUCACAUUUGCUCAAAUUCUAUAUAUAUCUCAUGAUGAAUAGGAGACAAAUAACCUACUGGACUGGUCUAUUAUAAUCUUGAAAGAGAUAACAAAGAGCAGAAAUGACUCCCAGUGCAGACGCUGCAGUUCAGCUCUUUCUGCAUAGACGCGGGAAAGACAUGGUGACUAACCCCAGUGAAGAGGUUCAGCUCACAGUAGGGAAAGUUUGUAGCGGUGGCCUAUCCAAGCAAUAAUCAUCUCUUGGAAGUCAGUUUUGAGGAAGGUUAUUCUGAAUCUAUGAGGAAAAAUAAAAAUUAAUCCCUUAAUAAAGAUUUAAGAAUCAUCUUUUCCUCUCUCCCAGGAAGAGAUUUGAACUUGCUGAGACUUCAGACCAAAGUCCCAUGGCCAGAAAAUGUACUUUUUUUUUCUUAUUACUUCCAGGGAGUUGGUGGGCCUAUUAUCGUGAAUGCUGGCAAAGCCAUCAGAAAGUUCCUUUCUAGAAUAAAUAUCUAAAAAGAGAUAUAUACAGUUAUUAUCUUAACAACUUUUUCUUUGUCACACCAACACAAAUUGGUAUACUUCUAGUCAUUAAUGUGAUGUCAAGAAAGGUAGGAAACCUAAGAACCGAAGCAUUUCGAUAUUAAAAACAUGACCGUGGAGCUUGGUAAAGUCUAGCCAACUUCAACCCUUAUUUCUCUUAACUGAAUGAUUUUUGGAAAUUACCUUAAAAUAACAUUUUAGGAGAGUAAGAUGUAUUCAUGGAAUUGGGAGGGAGUGUGGUAGAGCUGUUUUAUUCUCAGUCGUAGUGAAGAUUUUCUUAGCUGCUAUGGAGAGGUUUGUUCAUUUAGGAGAAUAGCACUUUUAAAUUCCUCAUUAAAUAUGAACCCCAGGUACACCCAUCAUUUACCCAUAUCAUUUGUAUAGGGCAUCUGUAAGUCAUCUCACAAAAUAAAAAAUAAAUAAUGGGUUCCUUUCAUCUACAUAAAGUCUGUGUUUAAAACCUAUUAUUAUUUUCUUGUCAGACCAUAUAAUAACCGAAAAAAAAAAAGAGAGAGAGAGAAAAGAAAAUGGUUAUCAACUCAACAUUUAUUCUAAGGUUCUCUCUUGUGAACACCAUAAAGACAGACAUUAUCUUUCAUUCAGGGUUUCUUGGGAGGGGUUUGCAUAUAUAAAUUAAUGUGAUACUUAAAUCCAAAGUACAUGUAUACAUAUAUAAGCAAGUUAAUAUAAAUAUAUAGUGAGUUUCUCAAUUGACUAUAAUCUUCUAAGUUAAAAUAUGUUAACAGAGAUGGAAAAUUCAUAAUGGCUAAAUAAGCUUUGUCUUCGCAGUUAGACACUAAUCCUUAUACAUUUUUUUUGCACUAAAAAGUAACUCGUUGAUACUUUCCAUUCACAUGAACGAGGUGUGAUCAGGUUUGGUAUGGUCUCUGCCCAAAGUGUAUGUUGCAUAUUUCUUUACCUCAUAUUCUUAAAAUCUGAAAUAUAACUUUUUUAGAAUAAAUUAAGAUUUUAUGUACAAUAGAU
Messenger RNA from Otolemur garnettii (small-eared galago), 6934 nucleotides. RefSeq names its product hedgehog interacting protein (gene HHIP). The transcript is spliced from 14 exons. The coding region runs from base 298 to 2346 and encodes 682 amino acids. NCBI's taxonomy places the organism in Eukaryota, Metazoa, Chordata, Mammalia, Primates, Galagidae. The record is from RefSeq and is a predicted model, not a curated record.